Messenger RNA from Cynoglossus semilaevis (tongue sole), 5062 nucleotides. RefSeq names its product ADP-ribosylation factor interacting protein 2b (gene arfip2b). The record is from RefSeq and is a predicted model, not a curated record. Gene Ontology annotation, cellular component: trans-Golgi network membrane. The transcript has 10 exons. Gene Ontology annotation, molecular function: protein domain specific binding; phospholipid binding. NCBI's taxonomy places the organism in Eukaryota, Metazoa, Chordata, Actinopteri, Pleuronectiformes, Cynoglossidae. Bases 369 to 1517 code for a protein of 382 amino acids. Gene Ontology annotation, biological process: intracellular protein transport; regulation of Arp2/3 complex-mediated actin nucleation.
GUAAUAAACGAUCUCUGUGUUGGAGCGCGUCGGCCAAAUAAAUCCCACCGCCGUGUCGUCAGUUCCGUAAAACGUUCCUCUUGCAUCCAAUUUGGGAGAAAAGGGAUUAAAGGUUGUAAACGAGCAGGUCGAACGAAACGAAAAUUAUCGACGGUGUUGUGAUGUCACUAAAACAUAAUUAGAUAGCGUAUUUGUUUACACUUGGCUAGUUUUUCCUUACUAGACUGACAGUGUGACACGUCGGUCUGACUUAGGGACGUGCACUAAGUGGGAUGCUCUGGCGUUAGCCUGUUAUUAGCUCGCAGGCUAGUUUCCCGUACAUCUCGAAUCUAAGGACAGGACCAGGAGCUCGCCAAACAGCGAAAAAAAUGACAGAGAGCAUCAUGAGCAAAGCAGCAACAAUGGAGAUUCCAAUCAACAGUAAUGGCGACACAGGGACACUACCAGAAGACGACGGCCUUGAACAGGCUGCAAAGAUGCAGUGGAGCUUAAAUGAGAAAGUAGGAAGCUCCAGAGGCGGCAGGGAUCUACAGCAGGUGAUGGUGUCGGGUCCCAAUCUGAACGAGACCAGCAUCGUGUCAGGGGGUUAUGGAGGAGCCGCAGAGGGAAUCAUACCCACCAGCUCGGUCAAAGGACCUGCUGUGAGCUACAACGCAGACUUUAACAAAAGGAUCCCAGUUACAGGACUAGGUUCCAACAUGCACCACAGCAGCAGUAGCUCGUCACUGACGCCGGAUGAAAUGAGCCGCGGCGUGGCUGUGGAAAAACUAGAAACGGUGAAGAAGUGGGGUCUCAACACCUAUAAGUGUACGAAACAAAUGCUCUCAGAACGUUUUGGUCGGGCUUCCCGGACCGUGGACCUGGAGCUGGAGGCUCAGAUCGAAGUGCUGAGAGACACAAAGAGGAAAUAUGAGAACGUGCUGCGACUGGCCAGAGCACUGACCAACCACUUCUACAACAUGGUGCAGACGCAGCACGCGCUGGGUGACACCUUCGCCGACCUCAGUCAGAAAUCUCCAGAACUACGGGAUGAGUUUGGCUACAAUGCAGAGACUCAGAAGUUGCUGUGUAAGAACGGCGAGACUCUGCUGGGUGCCGUUAACUUCUUUGUGUCCAGCAUCAACACGUUAGUCAACAAGACGAUGGAGGACACGUUGAUGACCAUCAAGAUGUUUGAAAGUGCCAGACUGGAGUUUGACGCUUACCGGUCAGACCUGGAGGAACUGAGUUUGGGUCCGAGGGAUGCUGUAGCCAUGGCCCGUAUAGACGAUGCUCAGCAGGAGUACCAGGUGCAGAAGGACAAGUACGAACGCCUGCGUUCAGACGUCAUCAUUAAACUCAAGUUCCUGGAAGAGAACAAGGUAAAGGUGAUGCACAAGCAGCUCCUGCUCUUCCACAACGCCAUCUCCGCCUACUUUGCUGGCAACCAGCAGCAGCUGGAGCAAACACUGAAGCAGUUCAACAUAAAGCUGAGGCCCCCGGGGGCAGACAAGCCCUCCUGGUUAGAGGAGCAAUGAGAGGGCCCCCGUUGCUGGACCUCCUCCUGCAGCCUCCUCCUCGACCACCACCGCUCCACCUGUUUCCUGUUGAAACCCCAACGUACAGAGGACCAGAACAGAGGGAGGACACGUGCAGACAAAUGGGUGGAUGAAGGAGAAUGAGACGAUUGUGAGGCUGGAUGAUUGGACAGAUGAGUGGACGAUGAAUCACAGGGUGUUGGUGAAGAACGUGCUGAUGCAGCAGGAAACACGAUGCCAGUUGAAUGAACAGUCUCUCUUGGGGCUUUUUAUUGCCACCACUCCUGAUUGUCUUUUUUUUUUCUCACUCCAACUUCGUUCUUGUGCUUCGUUCCCUUCUUAGUUUCUCCCCUUUCUCUCAUCUCCUCCUCCGUCUAACUCUCCAUUAAUGUUCGCCGUGUCUGUUCUUAUGUUGUUCAUAUUUAUGGGCUAUUGUUGUUCUCCCGUAGAACUGAGCUACAGUUUGACCCCGGACCUUGGUAGCAACAGAGACAGGUGAGGAGAAAACGGAUUCCUAUCUCCCUAACUAUACCUGAAAUACUAAAUUAAUUUUAAAAAGUACACACAGAGGGAUGUGCACUAUUCACUGGAAGAGCAAAGAGCAGCACUGGAUCCCUUUUUAUAAAUACAUCUAUAAUUAUUUGUAGAUUACAACAAAAAAGAUUUAUGUUUUAGAGUUUGUUUUAAUUUGAAUGUUGCUUCAUUUUCUAACCACUUCUAUAUUUUAUUUCUGGCCUCAGAGUAAGUGAAGAAUAGUUCUCAGACAGCAUCGACCGUGGGGUUUAGACAUCAACCAAAAAGUGCCCCGGGUGACAGUAACAACAUGGGACGUGACAUCACUUUGCAUAUCCACUCAUUUUAAGAUUCUUACAUCGAUGCCCAUCAGUCACUGCUUUAAGCUGAGGAAAUACGACCAGAUUUUUUUUUGCCAAAUUUCUACCCAUGAUUGUCAGUCCACUCUGGUCUGUACUAGUUGUGGUCGGCAUUGCCUGACCUGACCUGAUCUGAUCUGAUCUCAUUUGCCAUAAAACAAACACAUUUGGAUCAUGUGACGUCAUUACAUAAUGAACUGCAAACACAUGUUGCCAACAGCCAAUAAAAAAAGAGAAUAAUAACAAGAUAAUCUCAAUGAUUGUAAACAGAGACCAGCAAACCUGCACCACAGAAACUGAGAUUAUAAAGACUAAUGAGCUUUUGGCAGGAGCACAAGUGUCUUUAUAAAGUUGGUAACAGAGCAAACCUCCCUGGAUCUGAACGCAUCGCCUGGUUUGUAGUUGGAUUGGCAAAUCAUGUCGUUGGUAUUCCCUUAUUGGAUGCAGUUGUUAGGUGUGUGUGUGACUCCCCAAUCCUUCUGUUGCCAUGCUAAAAUCUGCUCAUACCAGUCCAUCAGUGUGGACUCUUCUGUAAUGACUGAAAUCGUCUUCUGCAGCUCCUGAGUUCAUCAGAUUCUGCAUCAGGAGAAACUCUGCAGCUCACUUUGUCAGCAAACAUUUCCCUCUCACCGUGUAACAAACUGUAUCUGUGUUCCUCCAACCCGGGGGGUUUUUCAAAGCCUGACAUUGUCAGCCAAACGCUUUUUUCCUGUAUUAGUUAAUUUAGCUGUUUUUCCCAAAUCCUCCAAUCUUUUUUUUUCUGUUUUUUUUCUUCACACUCUCUAGUCCCAGGAGUCUCAAAAGAUUUUUUUUUCAAUAAUGAUUUUGUUUGAAAUUGGGUUUGAAAAAAAAACAAGCGUCUAUAUCGCCCUCUAGAGUCUGCUCAUGGAAAUUCUAGCUGGACCCCAGUGUGUCAGAUUCAUUUGUAAUGUGCAUGUGGUCAGUAUAAAAAAGUCUUUUGAAUCUUUGUAUAAAACCUUACGGAGAGUUCAUCAUUCCACAUUGACUUCUAAAUUUGCUCAGACUGCAUCAACGUAUAUUAAAUUGGGGUUGAUUACUACGAUAAGAAACUAUACACUUUAUUAACAAUUCUGCACACUGAAGAUGAAAAUAGCUGUGCAUAAAUUACAAAUACUAAUAUUUUAACAUUAAAUAUUUUUAUUUUUGGUGAUCAGUUUAGUAGUAGUGGUGUGUAUUUUUUGUUUUUUGUUUUUUUUUGUCUCUGUUGUUCCAAUAGAAUACAAUCAUACAUUUUUGACAAUUACAAACCUGUUUUUGCUGCAAAAAAUAUAAUUGUAGCACAAAUGUAAAGAUAGAAUAUUAUGUAGAAAUGUAUUUAUUCAUUGGUUGUAUUUUAUUAAUCUAUUGAAAUUGACUUAUUUCUACACUGGAACCUGAAAAUUGUGCUAAUUACUUGAUUUAUCUACAAUAUCACGGUUUUGCGCAAAAGUCUUGGGCCACUUUUUGGAAAUAUAUUUUCUAGAAUAUAUUAAGCAGAUGUUAUUAUAUAACCCCUUCAUACGAUUAAUCAGCUUGCAAGCGGAAAAUGAUCUGGUGACCAAAGAGGUUGACGUUAAAGAAAACAAGAGGAAGCCAAAUCAAAACUUCACAUUUAGUUUCUCUCUGAGCUUUUACUUUGAGAAAAAAAAAAAAAUCAACACCUUGCAGUUUUUGUCCGAUGCCAAUUUAAACAAUUUCCCAGUCCAAACAAGCUUGGUCCAAAGUUGUCCCCCUGAAGGACGGCAGCCAAAAAGUUUUUAUUUGGUUUUAAAGUAUUGGUCUAAAGUGCCAACUUUCAAUAUGUUUUUUUGAAGAUGUCUGGUAAAAUUUGCAGUACCUGAUUAUUAACUUGUGUCUUUCAUCAUCUGUCUUUCAUAGUACGCUACUUUGUUUUGUUGCAUCUUGUUAUAAUUCAAUAAUUCUUGGCCAUUAAAACUCUGCAUAAUUUCCCGCUUGUUGCAGCUUCAAGACUUUUGCGCAAGUGCUGUCAAACCUAUUUGCAGAAGACAAACUCAAAUGAAAGGUUGAAUUAAUCUUGUUUGAAAUGAAGAUAAUCCUGUGUCAUUAACAUUUAUCCAUGCUGCUUUUAGCAUCACUUAACGGUUUAAGUGUUCUGGCUAUUUUGCAUUUUCAGGCAGAUGUAGAUCAAUAGUAAAAAGUGCAGAUGUGUGUGAACGCACUUUUGCCUUUCCACGCUGACAAAACUGCUUUUAGUUCACGGAAAUGAUCAGAAAAAACAGAUUGUUUCACUUUAACUUGAAAACAAAGAUAUUCUUCUUCUUUUAUGGAUCUCCUUUGUUAAAAGUGAAAGGUCUGUAAAAUCCUGGUCUCAUUUUAGACUUAGUUUACUGUUACAUUUUUCCAGCUCACAGUUUGUUUAACCAUCACACAGCAAUAUUAAAAACAAAAUCUGACUCCUUUUUUCCCAUCCCUAAGAAAAUCCCUCUCCCUAACAAUGGAAAAAGGAUUUAUCAAGGAAGAAAUGUUAUUGGUGUACAAUCAAUGUUUCCCCAGGUGGCGCUGGCUGAUUGUACAUUAGAUGUUGAGUAAAGACUCUGUCAAGGUUUGAUGUAAACUCUGCCUUUUUUCCCUCUUUCAGACCUAAAAAAAAUCCCCACCACAUUUCCAAUGGAACACAAUUAAAAGAAGACAUUUUCAAAUGUUCUGCUUAGA